Messenger RNA from Pogona vitticeps (central bearded dragon), 6146 nucleotides. The record is from RefSeq and is a predicted model, not a curated record. NCBI's taxonomy places the organism in Eukaryota, Metazoa, Chordata, Lepidosauria, Squamata, Agamidae.
AUGAUGCCAUUUUCUUUCCUCUUUGGCUUGCAGAAUGUGGCACCUUUUCACGUGACAGUGCGAGAGGACAACUGCAUCGUCGUUUCCCUCGAAGCUGCAGAUGUGGUGAGCUUCUCCGCGGUGUAUGUUGUGAAGAUCACUGGCGAAUCCAAGAACUAUUUUUUCCAGUUUGAUGAAUUCAACAGCACUUUACCUGCCCCCGUGGUUUUUAAUGCCACCUACCAUGGCCUUUAUUACAUAGUGACACUGAUGGUGGUGAGCGCUAACAUGGUUACCAAGCCUACUAGAUCAAUCACUGUGUUAACCAAACCUCUACCUGUAACCAGCGUUUCCAUCUAUGACUAUAAAUCAUCACCGGAAACGGGAGUAUUGUUUGAAAUCCGAUAUCCAGAGAAGUACAAUGUUUUUACCAGGGUGAACAUAAGCUACUGGGAAGGGAAAGAUUAUCGGACGAUGUUGUAUAAAGAUUUCUUUAAAGGCAAAACUGUUUUCAACCAUUGGUUGCCAGGAAUAUGUUAUAGCAACAUCACAUUUCAGUUGGUGUCUGAAGCGACGUUCAGCAAAAGCACACUGGUGGAAUAUAGCGGGGUGAAGCAUGAACCCAAGCAGCACCGAACAGUUCCCUACCCACCUCGGAACAUUUCUGUGCACAUCGUACAAGUGAAUGUCCAUGAGAACUGGGAGGAACCGAGUGGGAAUUUCCCAGAAGAAUCCUUCUUAGGACCCCAGAACACAAUGGGGCAAGAGAAGGUUCCCCACAUUUUGGAUGAUCUGCCCGAACUGCCAACAGAAAACGCUUCCAGCACGUGGCCUGAUUACCACUAUAAUAACAGUGACUAUGAAACGACAUCUCAGCCAGACUGGUGGAUAAAUGAAUCGGAUCCUCUGGAGAGCGAGGAUGAGUUUGUGAAUGGAGUGCCAAAAGAUUACGAGAGCAUCAACCCUACUGUGGAAUUUGAAGAGCCUACGUCUCCAUCUCCCUCAUUCCUCCCGGUGCAAAUGAGGCUGAGCUGGUUGCCCCCGAAGCCACCCACAGCAUUUGAUGGUUUCUAUAUUCGCAUCAAGAGAGAAGAGAACUCCACCGAAUUCCUGACAGUUGGGGAAGACAUUCAUGAAUUUGUUGCCGAUCUAAAAGAACCAGGGAAAUACGUCUUAUCUGUUACAACCUUUAGUUCUUCCGGUUCAUGUGAAGUUCGGGAAAGCCAAUCUGCCAAAAAGCUUAGUUUUUACAUUAGUCCUACAGGGGAACUGAUAGAAGAACUGACCGAGAAGCCUCAAAAUGUGAUAGCCACGGUGCUAAGCUCUACCACAUCCUCAAUAUCCUGGACGACUUUGCAGGAGACCAGCAGCAACGAUAGCAUUAUAUCCAUAGUAUCUUUGACAUGCCAGAAACAGAAAGAGAGCCAGCGGCUUGAAAAACAUUACUGCACUGAGGUGAACACAAGCAGCAGCUUUAUUGAAAACCUGGUUCCUGGCGCACAGUACCAAGUGGUGGUUUACUUACGGAAGGGACCGCUGGUUGGCCCGCCUUCUGAUCCUGUUACAUUUGCCAUAGUGCCAACAGGAAUAAAGGAUUUAACUCUGUAUCCCUUGGGGCCCACUGCUGUAGUUCUCAGCUGGAACAGGCCUUUCCUUGGUGUCUUCCGCAAAUACAUUGUAGAAAUGUUUUAUUUCAAUCCCUCAACAAUGACUUCAGAGUGGACGACGUUCUAUGAAAUAGCAGCAACUGUCUCUUUGACGUCAUCUGUGAGAAUAGGCAGCCUGCUACCUGCCUGGUAUUAUAACUUUCGUGUUACCAUGGUGACCUGGGGAGACCCUGAACUCAGCUGUUGUGACAGUUCCACCAUCAGCUUCAUAACAGCUCCAGUAUCCCCUGAAAUCACUUCGGUUGAAUAUUUCAACAACCUUCUCUAUGUCAGCUGGAUUUACGGUGACGACAACACAGACCUUUCCCAUUCUCGAAUGCUGCACUGGAUGGUUGUUGCAGAAGGAAGGAAAAAGAUAAAGAAGAGUGUGACACGGAAUGUUAUGACUGCCAUGCUCAAUUUGCCUCCGGGGGAUAUAUAUAAUCUUUCAGUAACCGCUUGCACCGAAACGGGCAGCAACACCUCCGCUCUUCGGCUUGUGAAAGUUGACCCAGCUCCCCCACGAUCGCUUUUUGCUGUGAACAAGACUCAAACAUCAGUGACUCUUCUGUGGGUGGAAGAGGGAGUUGCUGAUUUCUUCGAAGUCUUCUGCCAGCAGGCUGGCACGGGCCAAGACAAAAAGAUCAAGGAACCUGUUACUGUUUCUUCACACGUAGUGACAAUCUCCAGUCUUCUGCCUGCCACAUCUUACAACUGCAGCGUGGUCAGCUUUAGUCACGACAGCCCCAGCGUUCCGACCUUCAUUGCUGUCUCCACCAUGGUUACCGAGAUGAAUCCCAACGUGGUGGUGAUCUCCGUCCUAGCCAUUCUGAGCAUUCUGCUGAUAGGGUUGCUGCUUGUAACCUUAGUUGUCCUUCGCAGGAAACACCUACAAAUGGCCAGAGAAUGUGGUGUUGGAACCUUUGUGAAUUUUGCUUCGUUGGAGAGAGAUGGAAAACUCCCAUAUAACUGGCGUAGGAGUGUAUUUGCUUUCCUAACCCUGUUACCCUCCUGCCUUUGGACUGAUUAUCUCUUGGCAUUUUAUAUUAACCCCUGGAGUAAAAAUGGACUCAAGAAAAGAAAGCUGACCAACCCAGUCCAGCUGGAUGACUUUGACAGCUACAUCAAGGAUAUGGCUAAAGAUUCCGAUUACAAAUUCUCUCUUCAGUUUGAGGAGCUAAAGAUGAUUGGUCUGGAUAUCCCUCACUUUGUGGCAGAUCUCCCUAUGAAUCGCAGUAAAAAUCGUUACACAAAUAUCCUGCCUUAUGAUUUCAGCCGUGUUCGAUUAGUUUCAAUGAAUGAAGAGGAGGGCUCUGAUUAUAUUAAUGCCAACUAUAUCCCUGGCUACAACUCGCCACAGGAAUACAUUGCAACCCAAGGGCCAUUACCAGAGACAAGGAAUGACUUUUGGAAGAUGGUCCUCCAGCAGAAGUCACAAAUCAUUGUUAUGCUCACACAGUGCAACGAGAAGCGAAGGGUGAAAUGUGACCACUAUUGGCCUUUUACAGAAGAACCAGUUACUUACGGAGACAUCACAGUGGAGAUGCUAUCUGAAGAAGAGCAAUCAGACUGGGUUUUAAGGAAUUUCAGAAUCAGCUAUGCAGACGAGGUGCAGGACGUGAUGCAUUUUAAUUAUACAGCUUGGCCGGACCACGGAGUCCCUCCCACAAAUGCAGCCGAGAGCAUCUUGCAGUUUGUACAGAUGGUGAGGCAGCAGGCCACGCGAAGUAAAGGCCCCAUUAUCAUACACUGCAGUGCCGGCGUGGGACGGACAGGGACUUUCAUAGCACUGGACCGGCUUUUACAACACAUUCGUGAUCAUGAGUUUGUAGAUAUAUUAGGGCUAGUGUCCGACAUGAGAUCUUAUCGGAUGUCCAUGGUUCAGACAGAGGAACAAUUCAUUUUUAUUCAUCAGUGUGUGCAAUUAAUGUGGCUAAAGAAGAAACAGCAGUUCUGCAUCAGCGACGUCAUAUAUGAGAAUGUCAGCAAGUCGUAAUUCCAAGUCACGGGUGGUUGGGCUUAAAGGUUACGGAAAGUGCAAUAUUUAAUCAAAACGGCAAUGAACUUUCUCCAUGGACCUCUGGUGAGAUUUACAAAAGUCAGGAACAGGCAGGGUUAACAAUGGAUAAUCCAUCAUUAGCACACAGUAAGACAAGGGAAGAUGGCAGAUGCUUGGGGGGAAAAACAGCCAGCCACCGUGACACUGCCUGUACUCCAGAGGUACCUCCAACGUGGAGCACCCCAUGGAGUCAUGUCCUUCAAAAAUGAACUGGCUCAAAGCAAUAGAGAGAAAGCUGGAGGAGACGUCUUCAGACACGCGUGCUUCAGACCCAGCGUUUGAAGGCUGACUGUGUUGUUGGCUCAAGAUCAAUUAUGAACAUUGGACCAAGGUUUUGGUACCUCAAGAAUUCAAGAGUCGGAUGUAGACAUGUCUACUUUUCUCUGUUCAGCCCCCCCGUGAUAGGAUAAAACGGCUGUGCUCUUGGAUUUGGAGUAGAAUUACGGAUGGACACCAAGUGGACACUACUUCUGGAGAAUGAGCACCACCACCACAUUUGUUGAGUUGUCUAAAUUAAUAUUUAUUUGCUGUGGCCUAUUCCUUUUUGUAUUUGCUUCUCCUUCCCCGCCCCUCAGUUUUUGUGUAUUUAUCCUGUUUUGUUUUAACUGGAACUUUGUCGGUGUUGCAGGGAAGACAGGGCAGGGGGCAGGCCCACCUUGGUGGCCAUUGUCAACCUGGGAAUGGUAAGAUCCAGAAAGGAAGGUGCUUUUUCGGAAUGCCAAGAACGUUUGGGUGGCUUUGUGCCCAGCGGGGGUUCCCUGCAGAGGGUACUCUGCUGACUAUGAUUUGUGUAACUGUGUUCUUUCUUUCCUUUAGUUUAUGUAUGAGUUACACGUGCUGUUAUGUUGUGAUACAGCUGCAGAUCAGUGUAAGCAUCUCCAGUGACCUUCUCCUCUCCAGAUGAACUUCUGUUUCACAGGAAUCAUUUCUAUAAGACAAACAGAAAGAAGCACCUCAGGGGGGAAAUGAACAUGCUGGAUUUGAACUCGUGGGGCGGGGGGGUUAUCCAAGGUUGUCAGUGUGUGAAAAUGGAAGAGUGGCACAGGGGCUAGAAUGUUAGAUUAGACCUGGGCUUCAUAUCAAGCCUGCUCCUAGGCCAGUCACGGCCUAAUUGGACCCACAAGAUAAAACAGUCAGGGAAGAAUGCCCUAAGCACCUGCCUGAGCAAUCUGGAAGGUUGGCAAAGUACAAAUUGAUAAGGAACUUAGGAAGCUCCUUUGCACUGAGUCAAACUCUGAUUUGAUGGUCUGACUCUGUUGAUAAUACUAAGUUUACACUGGUGGACAAUGGCUGACUGGCAAGGGCUUUCUGGAGCUCAUUAAGCAGAAUGAUUUCUCCUUGUUUUUAUCUGGAGAUCUCAGGUUGUCUCUCAUCUAAGAAAUAACCCGGCCCAACCCUGCGUAGCUUUUGAAAUCAAAUGUGAUCCUGUACGUUCAGGGCGGCAUGGUGGUCAUAAGUUAUUGUAAUCGUCUGGAGCCUUUUGUACCAAAGGGGCUUCACGUUGAGGAGGGUCAACCAGAAGAUUGUGGUACCUGGUGAAAAAGUGGUUACUGAAGUGAGGCCUGUGGCUCACAUGAGCUGCCUGAUGUUAAUGUGUCCACUGAACUGUACAGCAGGCAGGACUUCUGUUAGAGCAAGGGUGGCCAAUUCAAAGCCCGUGGGCAGCCCUGUCUGUUUUUCUUGCUCUUUGAGCCUUUCCACACGACUGUUGCCCCUGCCCCUAAAUUUGGGUCUGUGUGUUUAAAAACAGAAGAAUGGUUACUUCUGGACACCUCCAGGAGUGUCAUUUCGCUUCUAAAGCAAAACACAGGGCCUUCUCUUCAUGUGUACAUGUGGACAUUCUUUGUGUCCCCACCCCAUCCCAGGACUUGAUGUGAAAUUCUGGUCAUUCCUAAUUUGGGGUAGGGAAAGGAAAAGAGAACCACUGUUUUUGGAAGGGAUGCAUCCUACGGCAGGUGCGUAAAGGGCAAGAUUUUCUGUUUCCACCUAAGUUACCCACCCAUGGUUCAAACUGUACCGUGGCUGAAGAUUUUUUUUCAGUCAUCCGUCAGGUGUCCAUGACACACUUGAGUUAUCCACAAUGGCAUCACUUGAGGCAAAACAAUGGGGAACCAGUGGAAUAUGAUGGGAGAAGAGUCCUCAUUAUGAAGCUCGCCAUCUCUCAGCACAACUUCACCACUACCAAGGCUGGCCUUGUCCAUAGGAGAAGGAUGGAAGUCCUCUCAGGCUGCGGAUUUGGUGCGCCGUGACAUUUUACGUUGAGGACUGGGGAGUGCUGGUUGAGGGAUGUUUUGCCUCAUGGGCCAGAAUGAGUUGGUUUUAGAUACUGCGCACCUUGACCCCAUUGGGUGCAUGGGUUUUGCUGCUUCUUAGGGGUAGAUGAUAGAUAUGAUCACGAAAGGCAAAGUUCAAUGCUUAGUCCCAGCGAGAAGAGGCUCCCUGAAGGGAUGGAAUGUUUUAGA